Messenger RNA from Anopheles moucheti, 249 nucleotides. RefSeq lists its product as uncharacterized. The transcript has 3 exons. Bases 1 to 249 code for a protein of 82 amino acids. The record is from RefSeq and is a predicted model, not a curated record. NCBI's taxonomy places the organism in Eukaryota, Metazoa, Arthropoda, Insecta, Diptera, Culicidae.
AUGAAGCAAAUGUACAUUCUUCUAACUGUGCUACUCUGUACGGCAGCCGUCGCGGAUGCCGUUAUACUUGUCUACGCGACGACAUGUGUGAAAUGUAAAAGCAUCGGUGCGCUCUACUGUAACUAUGGGUAUAUAUACCAGAAAGGAAUCCUAUGCGACGGUCAGAGGACUAUCCAUAGCUGUGCGGAUUGUCAACGAAGAGUCGGCCGUUGUUCAUUCACCAACUUCAUUCCGCAGUGCAACUUGUGA